AUGCUCGCGUCUCCAAUCCUGAACGUAUCACCUCGCAUCAUUCCGCAGUCCUGCGCAAAGGUUUCGCCCCUCUCAUCACAGAAGGAGGCUGGUAAGAUGCUUGCCAGGAUGUUGAGUUAUUAUUCUCAGAAAAAAGAUACCGUUGUUCUCUGCAUAAAGCCCUCGGCGAUGCCUUUGGCCUCCGAAGUAGCAAAAGGAUUGAGACUUCCCUUAGACCUAUUCCUAAUAAGAUCACUGAAAAUCGAUGGUCUGACUGUUGGUGCCAUCACGGACAGGGCUGAUGAACCGUUUGGAUGCGAUUUUGGCCAGAAGCAACUUGAUGAAAUUGUCAGACAAGAGCGAAUUCAUCUUGAAACUCUAAAAUCCCAGUGUUGCCCACCAAACUAUCCAUUACCAAAUUCUGAGAAUGCCACCGUGUUAUUGGCCACCGAUGGUGUCCAGAGCGGCCAGAACGCCCGAGCAGCCAUUACACUACUGAAAACGAUUGGCUAUCGUGGAAGGAUUGUGUUAAUUGCCGGUGUUAUUGGUUCUGAUUCUCAGAAAAUGUUUAUGAGGGAAAUCGACGAAGUGGUAGCCAUAAGAAGUCCACAAGUUGUCGGCUCAGUUG
Molecule: messenger RNA, 607 nt
Organism: Acaulospora colombiana
Lineage: Eukaryota; Fungi; Glomeromycota; Glomeromycetes; Diversisporales; Acaulosporaceae
Source: the annotation of a GenBank genome assembly